Messenger RNA from Gracilinanus agilis (Agile Gracile Mouse Opossum), 591 nucleotides. It is a transcript of the gene CALML6, whose product is annotated as calmodulin like 6. Gene Ontology annotation, cellular component: myosin II complex. The transcript is spliced from 5 exons. Lineage: Eukaryota; Metazoa; Chordata; Mammalia; Didelphimorphia; Didelphidae. The coding region runs from base 44 to 514 and encodes 156 amino acids. Gene Ontology annotation, molecular function: calcium ion binding. The record is from RefSeq and is a predicted model, not a curated record.
GCAAGACUGACACCAGAGCAGCCUCACAGAACUCAGCUGGACCAUGACGGACCGACUCUCAGCCGAUCAGAUCAAGGAAUACAAAGGUGUCUUCGAGAUGUUUGAUGAGGAGGGCAACGGAUUGGUGAAGACCAGUGAGCUGGAGAGACUAAUGAGCCUACUGGGCAUCAACCCUACCAAGAGCGAACUGGGGAGCAUGGCCAAGGAAGUGGACAAGGACAACAAAGGCACCUUUAACUGUGAUGGCUUCUUGUCACUGAUGGGCGUUUAUCACGAGAAGGCCAAAAACCAAGAUGUAGAACUGAGGGCGGCAUUCAAGGUCUUUGACAAGGAGGCCAAAGGUUACAUAGACUGGGACACACUCAAGUACGUGCUCAUGAACGCGGGGGAACCUCUUAAUGAGGUGGAGGCUGAGCAGAUGAUGAAGGAGGCUGACAAAGAUGGAGAUGGAACCAUUGACUACGAGGAGUUUGUGGCCAUGAUGACUGGAGAAUCCUUUAAACUGGUCCAGUGAGGAUGCAUGGAUGGAUGGAUGGAUGGAUGGCCUGAGUCCUGAUUGAUCAACACAGUAUACUCUCCGCCCCACCCCCA